AAGUUAAGUUUAAAUUUUGUUAUGCAAUUAAAUAAUUAUGAAAAUUUGACAUAUAUUUAUUGACUAACCUAUACACUGCAGUCAAAAGCCUAAAAGAAAAGCCCCCUUUUAUCGAGCACCACCGCCAUGGCCAACAAUCCUUCGCAGCUCCUGCCAUCAGAGCUAAUAGACAGGUGCAUAGGAUCCAAAAUAUGGGUGAUAAUGAAAGGAGACAAGGAGCUUGUUGGUACACUCAGGGGAUUCGAUGUAUACGUCAACAUGGUCCUCGAAGACGUCACUGAAUAUGAGAUCACAGCUGAAGGUAGACGGAUCACAAAGCUCGAUCAGAUUUUACUUAAUGGAAACAACAUUGCUAUUCUGGUUCCUGGUGGCUCACCUGAUCCAGAAUGAGAGCAUAUAAUCUAACCUUUAUUUUUUCUUUUGGCUGAAUGUGAUUGGUCUGGACUCCACCCUCUGUUUUUAUGAGGACAUGUCAUCCAAGUGAAGCUCUUCUUAUUGUGAUAUUCAGAGAUGUUCUAUUGUAAUGUUGGUGAUAGAUUAUGUUUAAAACGCCAUUUAUUAUCAAGACAAUUCCAAUCCAUCUGAUUGUUGCUCCAAA
Mangifera indica (mango) is the source of this 598-nucleotide messenger RNA. Its product is annotated as sm-like protein LSM5. The transcript is spliced from 4 exons. Lineage: Eukaryota; Viridiplantae; Streptophyta; Magnoliopsida; Sapindales; Anacardiaceae. Gene Ontology annotation, cellular component: Lsm1-7-Pat1 complex; U6 snRNP; U4/U6 x U5 tri-snRNP complex. The record is from RefSeq and is a predicted model, not a curated record. Bases 127 to 390 code for a protein of 87 amino acids. Gene Ontology annotation, biological process: mRNA splicing, via spliceosome. Gene Ontology annotation, molecular function: RNA binding.